Molecule: messenger RNA, 1027 nt
Organism: Poeciliopsis prolifica (blackstripe livebearer)
Lineage: Eukaryota; Metazoa; Chordata; Actinopteri; Cyprinodontiformes; Poeciliidae
Product: C2 calcium-dependent domain-containing protein 4A-like
Exons: 2
Coding region: 334-981 (215 amino acids)
Source: RefSeq, a predicted model, not a curated record
UUAGCCUUUAGCUAGCUGCCCAGCCACAGCGUAGCUUAUGUUGCCUAGCAACCGUACGUAACAGCGUGAAGCGCAGGAGAAACAAGGAACAGAGGGUUUUUUUUUUUUUUUUAGCCAUUUCUCCUGAUUUCUCUGUCAUUCUUCGUCUUUUGUAGUAAAGGCCGUUUGAUAGUAAAAAGAGGAACUCGGUUAGUUUUAUUCUAAGAUGUUCAAAUACGUACAAGAAAUUAAUAUGAGCAAAUUUACACAUUUUCAGGUGACAUGUUUGUUAAACGGACUGAGUCGUGAUGACGCGGCCAGUGAAAACGUUUCAAUCGGGUUUCUGAUUAAUUAAUGCGAUUGGUCCCACCUGCAGCUGCGCAUACAAACAACACCAUGAAGGUCCAGUUGCUCCCGCCCAGCCCCAGAAACUGGUUUGAAGAGAACUGUUCAGAUAAACCCAUGAAACCCGGAGCGUCCAUUCGGGAUCUAGUUCUGACUCCGGAACGGAUCCCGACCUUCAUCAUCCCCUCUUCAUACCGGGCCUCCCCGAUGUUCGGCCCGGACUCCCCGACCCGCUCCAGGCUCCUGUUGGAAGGUGACGACGAGGACCCAACCGGAACCAGCCCGACCCGGUGGUCCUCCAGGCGUCGCCUGCUCUCUCCGCGCGACUGCCGCUGUCGCGUCGCCGACAUGGACCCGACGACGCGCGCGGCGACGUCGCUGCCGCACGUACCGAAGGUGACGACGUCUUACGGCUUCCGCGGCGUGUUGGCCACCACGCCGUCCACCAACCGGAGGGAAUCUCUGUUUCACCGCAGCAGACGCGUCAAGGUGACUGUUAACGCCCCGGUACCAAAGGACACAGCCGAAGUUUCUCCUGCUGGCGGUACCGGACGGUCCUGGGUCGGCUUGCUGGGCCUGAAUGUGAUGGAGGAGCUGAAGAAAUCUGCAGCUGCUCUGAAGGCGCUCAGUCCUGCUGCUCGUUCUCAAAUGAGAUGAUCUCAAUUUACUCAAGUGUUGUAUUAUGGCCAGGUAUUUUAAUAAA